Messenger RNA from Botrytis sinoallii, 1245 nucleotides. RefSeq lists its product as uncharacterized. Bases 1 to 1245 code for a protein of 414 amino acids. The transcript has 2 exons. NCBI's taxonomy places the organism in Eukaryota, Fungi, Ascomycota, Leotiomycetes, Helotiales, Sclerotiniaceae. The record is from RefSeq and is a predicted model, not a curated record.
AUGUGGACCCGGAGAUGUGUUGCUACAACCUGGAGAUUACAUCAUGUCAAGUUUCACAACAAUGUACAAAAUCAAUCCAAUCUGGAGCAGGACGCCGCGACACAGAUACCAUAUUCUCUAUUAGGAAGAGUUCCUCUUGGUUCUCAGGAUAGAAAGCAGCUGGAUUCAGGCGACAUUAGUUCAAUGCAAUCAAAAAUCAAAGAAGAUGUGAAUUUUACAGAAGUAGUCCUUCAUACAGACACGCUCACAUGCGAGAGAAUACUCACAAAUGAUCCCACUCAUCACGAAAGAAAAAAUCUCACACUUCAAGAGGUACUGGCAGAUUUGAAGGAAUUGAAACAAUAUAAACAGACCUCAUCAGAAGAUAUCUGGAAGCUGGAAAAUAACAACCGGAAGCUGGAAAAUGACACCCAGAAGCUGGAAAAUAACAACCGGAAGCUGGAAAAUGACAUCCAGAAGCUGGAAAAUGACACCCAGAAGCUGGAAAAUAACACCCAGAAGCUGGAAAAUGACAACCGGAAGCUGAAAAAUGACAAAAAGCGAAGACACGCUGGUGAGGUGGUUAACAUGAGAGAUCAAUUGGCUCGAUUAGUCCUCUCCGGCGAGGUCAAUAAACAACGCAAACAGCAGGUACAUGAUCCAAAAGAUAUGAAGGAUACUAAAGAUGUUCGAAAUUGGUUUGCACACGAAAUUGAUCUGGAUACAACAUUCGAACAAAUAGCUCUUUACGAUCAAUUUGAUAUCUGCUGCAUCACAAUCUUUGGAGAAACACAGAAUAAAAUCAAAGAAUUGCUUACAUGGGAUAAGGAUGGAGAAUGUGAAGUUUACAACAUCUUCAAUGAGCACGGCGAAGCUUGGCACAAUCAAUUCGCCAACACCUGUAUAGAUCCUUUCAAUAAAUGGUUGACAGCAAUAUACGCACUAAAAGAAACAGAAUCAGCUAUGUUGGAGAACCCAUUUUCCUAUCUCGAAACUCGCAUUCAGAAACAAAAGGAUGGGAUCAAGGAAGCAAUUAGAGAAUGGAAUGAAACCUUUAUGACGGAUAAAUCAAAGAGAGGAAAGAGAAGAGGAAGAUGCCGCGAACUGAUUAGGAAGGAUUACACAGACAGAGGAUUGAUGGAGCAGAUAAGAGCAGCUCUAUUACAAGGUGUGACUUUGGUUGAAGUUAGUGGCGAGAGUAAGGAGAUUGAGGAGAGUAAGAACAAUGAGGAGAGUAAGAACAAUGAGGAGGGCAAGGAGAAGUAA